UGGUUCCAUCCUGGGAGGGUCUGUGACAUAGGUGCUGCCUGGGUGCUCCUUAUAGGCAGCACCUCUUUCUGGAGUGAGACGCUGGAAGACAGUGGAAGACCUUGGGUCCUAUUAAGCUCUCAUGGCUUCAGAGGCAGCCUGCCGCCCUUCUGGGAGAAGACCCUGCAAGAUGCAAGCCUUCAGAAUCUGGGAUAUUAACCAGAAGACCUUCUAUCUGAGGAACAACCAACUCAUUGCCGGCUACUUACAAGGACCAAAUACCAGAUUGGAAGAAAAGAUAGACAUGGUGACUACUGACCUUCACAAUGUAUUCUUGGGGAUCCACGGGGGGAAGAUAUGCCUGUCUUGUGUCAAGUCUGGAGAUGAAAUCAAGCUCCAGCUAGAGAACAUUAACAUCACCGAUCUGAGCAAGACCAAGGAAGAAGACAAACGCUUCACUUUCAUCCGCUCAGAGAAAGGUCCCACCACCAGCUUUGAGUCAGCCGCCUGUCCAGGCUGGUUCCUCUGCACAGCACUAGAGGCUGACCGGCCCGUCAGCCUCACCAACAGACCCGAAGAGUCCCUCACAGUCACAAAGUUCUACUUCCAGGAGGACCAAUAGUACUGCCCAGAGCUAUCCUUCCCCACUCCCAGGCCAUCAAUGACUCCACCAACUGCCUCCUCACUCUGGUCAUCGUUAGAGUCUGAAGAUCAACCUUUCCAGGGUGUACAGUAGAAGAAGGGAGAAAAACCCUGAUGACAGAUUUCUGCCUUCAGCCUGUUGGCUGACCCAAUCCCCAUGAUGCUUCCAGAAUGAUCUUUCAAACUGGAUCAUGGCAGGCCCUUGCUCAAAACCCUUUCUCGUUGCCUCUGCCCUCUGAGUGAAUUCUAGACCACUUGCUUGGCCUAGGUGCCUCCGCUCCGCACACUCUCCUUUUCUUCCAUUGUCCUACAUAUCCACAGCCCAGACCAAUCGAGUCACUUGACAACACUCCUCAAGUGGUUCCCUUACCUUGUUUUAUAAACCUGUACUUGUCUGUGGAGAA
Molecule: messenger RNA, 1025 nt
Organism: Peromyscus eremicus (cactus mouse)
Lineage: Eukaryota; Metazoa; Chordata; Mammalia; Rodentia; Cricetidae
Gene: Il1rn
Product: interleukin 1 receptor antagonist
Exons: 5
Coding region: 122-601 (159 amino acids)
Biological process (GO): inflammatory response to antigenic stimulus; negative regulation of interleukin-1-mediated signaling pathway
Molecular function (GO): interleukin-1 receptor antagonist activity; cytokine activity; interleukin-1 receptor binding
Source: RefSeq, a predicted model, not a curated record